This is a messenger RNA of Lagopus leucura (white-tailed ptarmigan), 2004 nucleotides long. RefSeq lists its product as uncharacterized. Lineage: Eukaryota; Metazoa; Chordata; Aves; Galliformes; Phasianidae. The record is from RefSeq and is a predicted model, not a curated record. The coding region runs from base 1 to 2004 and encodes 667 amino acids. The transcript is spliced from 12 exons. Gene Ontology annotation, molecular function: oxidoreductase activity, acting on the CH-OH group of donors, NAD or NADP as acceptor; O-methyltransferase activity.
AUGGUCCAUGGGCGCUUUCUGAUUUCUCCGGCAGAGAGCAGGGAGAGAUUUUUACCUAACAAGCAAAACUGGCAUGAGUGCCAUAAGACAGCCAGGGUGACAGUUGGACUGGGUGUACAAAAGGGUUCUGGUGCCUUGAGUGAGAAGAAGAGCUCAGGAGACUGGGUGGGUUCCUCCAGGAGAGGAGAUAUGCCAGGAGGGGACACCAUGGGAUGUGUCAUACCUGCCUCCCAGGCUCUGUGGCUUGGCAGAAAGGAAGAGAGAAAGCAGGAAGCCUCGGAGUGCUUGGCAGGGCAGAUGGAGAAGGCAGCUCCUGACGCCCAGCAUCUUGCAGACAUGUGGCAGGAGCCUGGAGGUGAAACCCCAAUGGGAAGCAUUGCAGAGAACCUUCUUAAAGCCCAAGAAAUAGCCCUCAAUGAUCCUCGUGUACCUGAACAACUCAAGAAUUACUUACAGAAAGCUCUUCUUGUUGCCCUUGGACUGGACCCUUAUUUGGUUGCAAUGGCAACUUCAAAGAGAAAAGUGUCACCUGCCCAUGGCUCAAGGGAUGCUGGAGGAACCAAAGCCAGAGUUAAGCCACUCCAAGAGGACACUUCAGGCUGUUUGAAUGGCAAGUUGAUCAAACAAAAUGAUAAAAUGGCUCCCAGCCACAUUUUUAGGAUGUUUAUUCAUCUGAUCAGAGCCAGGAAGAUUUUAUUAAUUGGCAAGCUUAAAGGUUACAGUAUCCUUGCUAUCGCAGAAGAAUUGCCAGAUGAUGGCAAAAUCUUUGCAUGUGCAGAAGUGCCGUAUCUCGGAGUGAACAGCCAAGAAGCAUUUGAUUAUUCUUCAGAUGGUGAAAAGAUAAGCAUGCGAGUGGGACCGAUAGCAGACACGUUGGAGGCAUUACAUGCUGAGGAUGAGCACUUUGAUAUAGUCUUUAUUGAUGCUGAUCAAAGGAACGCUGUUAACUACUACAGCUUUGUCAUGGAUAACCACUUGCUGAGAAUGGAUGGAGUGAUCUGUGUAGAGAAUACACUCAUGAAAGGACAAGUCUACCUGGAGAACAUAUCUGAGGAAAAUGUACUAGCUGUCAGAAAAUUAAAUGCAGUGAUUAAUUCAGAUCCUCGUGUUGAGCAGAUAAUUUUACCUGUGCAAAGCGGGCUGAGCGUCAUUCGAAGGAUCCCUGUACCACCAGAUGCAGUGAUUGAAUCAAAGGUGUUGAUAAGGGAUGAUGUUUUCUGGGGUUAUAACAAGAACCGCAUCCUUGACCGGCUGCGUUUGGAUGACAAGGUGGCUUACGUCACUGGCGGUGGGCAGGGAAUCGGGAGGGCCUUUGCUCACGCGCUGGGAGAAGCUGGUGCUAAAGUGGCUGUGGUGGACCUGGUCCUCGCAAAGGCAGAAGCAGUGGUGUGUGAGCUCAACCUCAAAGGGAUUAAAAGCAUUGCCCUUGCAGCAGAUGUGAGCAAACCUGAGGAUGUGCAAAGGAUUGUUGAUACCAUUGUAGCUCGAUGGGGUACGAUCGACAUUGCAUGCAACAAUGCUGGAAUCAAUAUGAAUUCUGCCAGUGAAGAUACUUCACUAGAAGAAUGGGACAAAACUUUCAAUGUCAAUUUACGAGGACUAUUUUUGUGCUGCCAAGCUGCAGGCCGCAUUAUGCUGAAUCAAGGAUAUGGGAAGAUAAUUAACACAGCAUCUAUGGCAAGUUUAAUAGUUCCACACCCGCAGAAGCAGUUGGCGUAUAAUGCCUCCAAAGCCGGGGUCGUAAAAUUAACACAGACGUUAGGAACGGAGUGGAUUGACAGGGGAGUAAAAGUCAACUGCAUUUCCCCAGGCAUCGUGGACACGCCGCUCAUCCACUCCCCGGAGCUGCAGCCAUUGGUGCAGCGCUGGUUGGCAGACAUCCCUGCUGCCAGGCUGGCACGGGUCACCGACCUGCAGGCUGCCGUUGUCUACUUGGCCUCCGAAGCUUCAGACUACAUGACGGGUCACAACCUGGUCAUUGAGGGUGGCCAGAGCCUGUGGUGA